This is a messenger RNA of Cuscuta campestris, 2531 nucleotides long. The record is from the annotation of a GenBank genome assembly. Lineage: Eukaryota; Viridiplantae; Streptophyta; Magnoliopsida; Solanales; Convolvulaceae.
CCCCGUAUGUUAGUUCGGUUGCCAAAUCCCCGUUUGAGAGGAGACCAAUCGCCGGACGCGGCAUCAGCUCCGAUCAGAGCAUUCACCGGCAUCCAGAAAGACAAUUGAAUCCUUAACUCUAAAAUUGUUAAGCCUAAAAGGAGAAAUGGAAGAAGAUGAGGAUGAUAGGGUUUUGUUCAGUAGUUUGGGUGUUACAUCUGCUAAACAAGAAGAUAUCGAGCACAGUGUAUUCGAACAGGCAAAAGAUAACCUUGAGGAUGGCAAUGAAGCUGCAAAGAAUACAGAGGCAGAAAUUACUGAACACAAUGCUUCGUUGUCUACCAAAACCACCGAUUUGUAUAAUAAACUUAGAGCUGUGGAAGUUGAAAUACAGGCGAUUAAACAUGGUUUUGAACACUUAGAGAACUUCAGGAAAAAUGACGCGCAGGCAACUUGUAGAGAAGAUGACAAUGAAGAAAGGGCUUCAGAGAGUGAGCAAAACAGUACUCGGGCUCCUCUUAAUGAUUUAAACCUUCAGCAUGCUUUAGCUGCUAAUCGACUAAAAAGCCUUUUAGAAACAAAAAUUGAACUAGAAAAGGGAAUCUCUGAAUCAUCUACAAAUAAUAUGCAUAUUACUCGUUCUUUGUUAAGAGAUCUUGUUAAGGACCCCGCACCCAAAAAAAGGCCGAAAGAAGCCAAGAACCCAAUCAAGAAUAAGAAAAGAAGGGUAAAGAUUGCAUCAUUGGAUGAUGAUGAUGAUUUUGAUGCGGUACUGAAUGCUGCAUCUUCUGGAUUUGUUGAAACAGAAAGGGAUCAGCUGGUGAGAAAAGGAAUCCUAACGCCCUUCCACAAGCUCAAUGGUUUUGAGCGUCGAAUUCAAGAAUCUGGGCCAUCCAGUAGGCAUGGUAUAGAAGAACAUGAUACCUGCACUUCGACUAGCUUAGCCAAUGCUAUCCGCUCAAUAUCAGAGGCUGCAAAGUCUAGACCAACUACAAAGCUGCUUGAUUCUUCAUUAUUACCAAAACUUGAUCCACCUACACAUCCCUUUCACUUUCAAACACAUAGAAAACUCGUGAAAAAUGGCGCAAAUGAUAAGAGUAGGAUGAGAAGGCCUAAGCCCAGCAAAAAAUGGAGAACGGAAACCUGCCGUGAAGAUAAACCUGAUGAAGCACCAGAUGACGAAUGUUCUAGUCAUGAAGAUGAAAAAGAAGUUGAAAAUGUGGACGAUGAAAGACCAUCAUUUGUGAUGCUUGACGGUGGAUUAAAAAUUCAAGAGACGAUUUUUGACAAACUUUUUGACUAUCAAAAGGUUGGAGUGCAAUGGCUAUGGGAACUUCACUGCCAAAAGGCUGGUGGAAUUAUUGGAGAUGAGAUGGGUCUUGGUAAAACGAUACAGGUUUUAGCGUUUCUUGGAUCAUUACAUUAUAGUAAUUUGUACAAGCCAAGCAUCAUUGUAUGCCCUGUCACUCUACUGCAGCAAUGGAAGAGGGAAGCACAGAAAUGGUAUCCAAGCUUUCAUGUUGAGAUAUUACAUGAUUCAGCUCAUGACUUGCAUAGAAAGAGUAAGCAAUCAAAAUCUGAAGAUAGUGAUUAUGAAAGUGAAGAACUACUUGACAGCGACGUUGAUAAAAAAUCUUUUAGGAAUACCAAUAAAUGGGGUACAGUUAUAGAUCGUGUUUUAAGGUCAGACUCUGGUCUACUGGUCACUACGUAUGAGCAACUGCGUGUACUAGGAGAUAAAUUACUUGAUAUAGAGUGGGGUUAUGCUGUAUUAGAUGAAGGUCAUCGAAUUCGGAAUCCAAAUGCAGAAAUUACUCUUGUUUGCAAGCAGUUGCAGACAGUACAUCGCAUCAUAAUGACUGGUGCUCCUAUACAGAAUAAGCUCACUGAAUUAUGGUCAUUGUUUGAUUUUGUCUUCCCUGGAAAGCUGGGUGUCCUUCCUGUCUUUGAGGCAGAAUUUUCUGUUCCCAUUUCCGUUGGUGGUUAUGCUAAUGCAACACCGUUGCAAGUCUCCACCGCUUACAGGUAUGCAUUGCAAAAUUUGGAAGUGUGUAGUUUUAAAUUCAAUUUCUGGUCUGAUACAUGUUUCUGUUUAGUCUAAAAGUGGAAAGAUGCCAGGGUUAUUUAAUUCAUACAUUUUUUAAAAUACAUGUUGCUCGAUGAAAAAUGUAUGACCCAGGACUUAUAAGUUCUAUCUUUUGCGGCCUUUGAAAGAAUACUAAACUAAAAUCUGGCUGGGAAAAUAAGGAAGAGGACGCAUCAGUUUAUUAUAUUUAAAUUGUACUAUUUUAUGUUUUAUUUCGGGUGUGAAUGAAUUACAGGAGACAACAAUGUAUGAGGAUGAUGGCUUUUAAGUUUCUUAUCAUACUUCCCUUUUAGAAGGCUGGGGCAAAAUGGCAUCUAGCAUUAAAGUUGAGCGUGAAUUUAUAUUUCCAACUGACUUUAGACCGUUAAUUGAUGCUAUGAAUUUAAUGUCACUUACCCCAACUUUGUUGCAAUGGCGAGUGAUGCUGAUGAGGAACAAGUGAAGUAAAUGAAUCACGCUAGUUGUG